Molecule: messenger RNA, 883 nt
Organism: Drosophila subobscura
Lineage: Eukaryota; Metazoa; Arthropoda; Insecta; Diptera; Drosophilidae
Product: trypsin delta-like
Exons: 1
Coding region: 38-835 (265 amino acids)
Biological process (GO): proteolysis
Molecular function (GO): serine-type endopeptidase activity
Source: RefSeq, a predicted model, not a curated record
UUCCCCGAAACCUACGAUUGCGAAUAGACAGCAAACAAUGUUGCGCUUUUAUCUUGUCGCGUGUUCCCUGGUCCUAGCCCUUGGCCUUGGUAGAGCGUCUGCGAUGGCAGCUGAUCCAAACGGACGCAUUGUGGGAGGAGUGGCGGCAGCCGCAAACAGUGCUCCCUACGCUGUGUCCAUGCAGUACCAGGGCACCCACUACUGUGCGGCCAGCAUCCUGAAUGCCAACUGGCUGGUGACGGCAGCCCAUUGCCUGACAAGCAGCGCCCAAGUUUUGGGCAGCACUUUGGUCGCAGGAAGCAUUGCAGUGGCGGGAACGGCUAGCACAACUCAAACGAGAAGCAUUACCUACUUCGUGGUCAACGAUUUGUACACCGGAGGCACUGUGCCCUACGACAUUGGCAUGGUUUACACACCGACUGCGUUUACGUGGUCGGCUGCAGUGGCUCCAGUUACCCUCCCAACCUCUGGCACGGUGCCAACAGGCACGGCCACUCUGUACGGCUGGGGCAGCACCAGUACAACCAAUACGGCCUCAUAUCCCACAACACUUCAAGUGGCCAACAAUCUGCCAAUAAUCAGUUUGAGCUCGUGCGAAUCUGCUUUGGGCACCAAGGGAAGCGAUGUUCAUUCGACGAAUCUGUGCACUGGUCCCCUAACUGGCGGCGUCAGCAUUUGCACCUCAGACUCUGGUGGUCCUUUGGUUCAAGGCAAUGUCCUUAUUGGCAUCGUUUCCUGGGGCGCGCUGCCUUGCGGCCAGGCCAAUUCUCCUUCCGUCUAUGUGCAAGUCUCUUCGUUCAUAUCGUGGAUAUCGUCCAAUCAAGUGCUCGCUUAGAUAAAAAUACGUCAAGAGUUUGCAUAUCAAUAAAAUCCAAGCAAUAAA